Molecule: messenger RNA, 997 nt
Organism: Copidosoma floridanum
Lineage: Eukaryota; Metazoa; Arthropoda; Insecta; Hymenoptera; Encyrtidae
Product: exosome complex component RRP4
Biological process (GO): poly(A)-dependent snoRNA 3'-end processing; CUT catabolic process; U4 snRNA 3'-end processing
Cellular component (GO): cytoplasmic exosome (RNase complex); nuclear exosome (RNase complex)
Molecular function (GO): RNA binding
Source: RefSeq, a predicted model, not a curated record
CCAUGUGUCACGUGUGAUUAUGUGUUACAAAGACGAAUACAUUUUUUAAAUCAUUUUUUAACGAAAGUUUUAAAACAUGAACGGCCAAACUGAAGCUGAAGAGCCCCAAAUUUUCGUGCGAUUGGCCGUGAAUCGUAUCAAUCAACACCUUCCCUCGCUUCCGGAUCCUCACUUGAUGUUUUUCACUCCUGGUGAAGAGAUAUCAACUCAGCCAGACUUUUUAAGAGGUCAUGGUACUUAUGUCGAUGAGCAAGAAAUGCUGAGAGCAUCUGUUGCUGGUCGCUUGGAAAGAGUCAACAAACUAAUAUCCGUGAGGCCCUACAAAACACGGUAUCAGGGAGAAAUCGGUGACGUUGUUGUUGGCAGGAUAACGGAAGUACAGCAAAAACGAUGGAAAGUUGAUUGCAAUGCAAAACUAGAUGCUGCUCUGUUGCUGUCGAGUGUGAAUUUACCUGGUGGUGAAUUGAGGAGAAGAUCUGUGGAAGACGAACAAGCCAUGAGACGGUAUUUACAAGAAGGAGACCUCAUAUGCGCAGAAGUGCAGAGUAUAUUUGCAGAUGGCUCGUUGUCGUUGCACACUAGAGUUUUGAAAUAUGGCAAGCUGUCGCAAGGUGUCAUGUUAAAAGUGUCUCCGGCUUUUAUCAAAAGACAAAAGACACACUUUCACAAUUUAACAAAUGGAGCCUGUUUGAUUUUGGGAAGCAAUGGCUACGUGUGGAUUGGAGCAAAUGUUGCUGACACGGACAGAUCCGAGGGUGGUUUCACCCAGGAUUUGUCUCGUGUUAAUCAAGAAAACAGAGAAGUUUGUGCACGACUUAGGAACUGUAUUUUUAGUCUAACCAAGAGCAACAUCCUGUUGUCAGAUACAUCGGUCACCUAUGCUUAUGAGGAAUCAAUGAAAUACACAGUGAAAGAAAUGUUACAUCCAGAGGUGCAGCUCGAUGUCGCGAUAUUAACUCAUCAAAGACUGUCGGAAUUAGUGAAGUAACCGUGUUUA